Messenger RNA from Mobula hypostoma (lesser devil ray), 1462 nucleotides. Its product is annotated as transcription factor IIIA-like. The record is from RefSeq and is a predicted model, not a curated record. Gene Ontology annotation, cellular component: nucleus. Lineage: Eukaryota; Metazoa; Chordata; Chondrichthyes; Myliobatiformes; Myliobatidae. Bases 131 to 1447 code for a protein of 438 amino acids. The transcript is spliced from 9 exons.
CAUAACGAUAAACACGGAACGUAUGACUGAGCGCUCACCGACCGCGCAUGCGCGCAGACCCGUCCGGGCCGUUCCAACCCACGUGACGGUUCGGUGCACGCAAAGCCGCGGCGUGUGACGUCAUGGGGUCAUGUCCGUUGGUAACCAUGCUGUGAAGCUGGCAGCGGGAAGUUUGCGGAGUCUGGAUAGAAGAGGCGUACGCAUGGAGUACGGAGCUGGCGAGGAGAGUCGAGCAGCGGCCAUGGAGGAGAAGGCAACAAUAGCAGCGGCGGCGACGAACGCCGGUGUCAGUGAGGAUGAUGAUGACAAGGAGGAGGCCGCCUCAGAACCGGGGUCAACUGUGGCUUGUGCUGACGGAGCGGCGAAGUUGACGGAAGGACCUGGACAGACACGGCGUAAAUUCUCGGGGAGCCUCUUCAUUUGCUCUUUUGGCUGCGGAGCCACGUUUUCCAAGAACUGGCGGCUAGAAGCUCAUCUAUGCAGGCACACGGGGGAGAAACCAUUUGCUUGUGAAUAUGAAGGUUGUAAUAAAAGCUAUUCUAGAAAAGGUCAUCUUGCAAGGCACAUUCUGAUUCAUAAAGGAGAAAAACCAUUCAGAUGUACAGAUGAAAGAUGUAAUCAAACAUUCACAACAAAAGAUAACUUAAAGAAGCAUCUGUCAAGAAAGCAUGACAACAAAGAGAAGCUUUAUUUGUGUGACUUUGAAAGAUGUGGUAGAUCGUUCAAGAAGCAUCAGCAUCUCAAAGUUCAUCAAUAUGAGCACACGCGUGUACCAUCAUUCAAGUGCAAUUAUGAAGGAUGUGACAAACGGUUUUGCCUUCCAAGCAAGUUGAAGCGUCAUGAGAAGGUACAUGCAGGUUAUGCAUGCAAAGUGGAAAGUUGUUCAUUUAUUGGAAAAACGUGGACAGAGUUACUUAGCCACAAGCAGAAGCAACACAAAGAACCCUUUAUUUGUAGUGAGUGCGGUAAGAAAUUUAAACGGAAAGACACUCUUCAAGCACACCUUAAAAUUCAUGCUGAAGAAAGGGAAGUCUUUCGAUGUCCCAGAGAGGGUUGUGAGAGAACUUAUACCACAUCAUUCAACCUGCAAAGCCAUAUUCUCUCAUUUCAUGAGCAACAGCGGAAUUUUGUUUGUGAACAUUCUGACUGUAAGAAAGCUUUUUCCAUGAAACAAAGUUUGGACCGCCAUUCUGUUGUCCAUGAUCCUAAAAAACAGAAAUUAAAGGCAAAACAGCGACGUCCUAAGCGUAGUCUUGCAUCUCGUCUUACUGGAUAUAUUCCUCCCAGGAACCAGCCUGCUGUGGCCAUGAUGACUUUAUCUGAAAUGCUUGAAAAGGCCAAGAUGUCAGAAAUAAAGAACAAAACUGAGCUGAUGGAGCCUUUGGUAGCUAAUGUUCACAAUAUUACAAUGAAAGAAACAUUAGACUUUAAAUGUAUGUCACAUUGAUAUGUGUACUAUAUC